GCGGGAGUAGCCACCUCGGGGACGUCGGUACGGAAGAAGCACCCUUCCUCCGUGACUUCCCUUCCGCUUGUGUGUGCGUCACUUCCGCGACGUGGGCCCCUCUCCAAUCAGAAUUGAGGAGGGUGUAGCUUGUGCUAAAAUCGAUUGUGAUUGACAUGGCGGGGGGGACUUUUCUGAGACUUCGUUUUCCGGGAAGACAGACGCCCUCCGGCUUAUUGUGGGCACCUGGACUGUGUCUGGGAAGCGCAACAAGCCUUUCCAUCCGAAGGGAAAAUUUAGCUGAGUCCUCUUAGUUGACUCAACUAUUGACGGACACCUUUAAGGGUCAACAUCUGAAAAUGUUCACAUUUGUUUAAAUAGGGGAACCUGAGCUCAGAGCUACAUCUACAGUUUAUCUUAUCAAAAUGUGUGGACGUAGAACAAACUGAAGGAAAUUGAAGAUCACAGAACUUACUGACUGAAGCACUGUUCAUAACAAGAAUAACAGUAUUUGGAGAAAGACCUUUUUAUUCCGCUAAAUCAUGAUGGAAGCAGAAGAAAACCAACAGCCGUGGAAGACAGCCUUUUACUCAGAAUUACCUAAAGUGGAACUUCAUGCCCACUUAAAUGGAUCCAUUAGUUCUAAUACUAUGAAGAAAUUGAUAGCCAAGAAGCCAGGUCUUAAAAUCAAUGAUCAGAUGACUAUGAUUGAUAAGGGAAAGAAAAGAACUUUAGAAGAAUGUUUCCAGAUGUUUCAGAUUAUUCAUCAGCUUACUACUAGCCCUGAAGAUAUUCUAAUGGUCACAAAAGAUGUCAUUAAAGAAUUUGCAGAUGAUGGUGUCAAGUACCUGGAACUAAGGAGCACACCCAGAAGAGAAAAUGCUACAGGAAUGACUAAAAAGACUUAUGUGGAAUCUGUACUUGAGGGUAUAAAACAGUCCAAACAAGAAAACAUAGACAUUGAUGUUAGGUAUUUGAUAGCAAUUGACAGAAGAGGUGGCCCUUCAGUAGCCAAGGAGACUGUUAAACUUGCUGAAGAGUUCUUCCUCUCUACUGACAAUACAGUUCUUGGCCUUGACCUCAGUGGAGACCCUACUGUAGGACAGGCAAAAGACUUCUUGGAACCUCUUUUAGAAGCUAAGAAAGCAGGCCUCAAGUUGGCAUUGCAUCUUUCAGAGAUUCCAAACCAAAAAAAAGAAACACAAGUACUUCUGGAUCUGCUUCCUGACAGAAUUGGGCAUGGGACAUUUCUCAGCUCCUCUGAGGAAGGAUCCCUUGAGCUGGUAGACUUUGUGAGGCAACAUCGGAUACCACUGGAACUCUGUUUGACCUCAAACAUCAAAAGUCAGACAGUUCGAUCUUAUGACCAGCAUCAUUUCGGAUUCUGGUACAGCAUUGCCCAUCCUUCUGUGAUCUGUGUAAGACUGAUGAUAAGGGUGUUUUUGCAACACAACUUUCUCAAGAGUACCAACUGGCAGCUGAAACAUUUAACUUGACCCAGACUCAGGUGUGGGAUCUGUCUUAUGAAUCCAUCAACUACAUCUUUGCUUCUGACAGCACCAGGUCUGAACUGAGGAGGAAGUGGAAUCAUCUAAAACCCAGAGUGUUGUAUUUUUAAGCUGCAAUGACAUGAACUACUUUUGAGUAUGUGUUGCAACCAAGAUCUUCCCACUGUAUCUCACUUAGUUAACUCUCUACCUUUGAAGCACACCAGCCAGGUACCAUGGGCACCCUCACCAGCACUUUACUCGUGGCUGGUGCCCAGUAAAUAUUUUAAAUUGA
This is a messenger RNA of Nyctereutes procyonoides (raccoon dog), 1761 nucleotides long. RefSeq names its product adenosine deaminase like (gene MAPDA). The transcript is spliced from 11 exons. Gene Ontology annotation, molecular function: adenosine deaminase activity. The record is from RefSeq and is a predicted model, not a curated record. The coding region runs from base 522 to 1475 and encodes 317 amino acids. NCBI's taxonomy places the organism in Eukaryota, Metazoa, Chordata, Mammalia, Carnivora, Canidae. Gene Ontology annotation, biological process: inosine biosynthetic process; adenosine catabolic process.